Molecule: messenger RNA, 2845 nt
Organism: Empidonax traillii (willow flycatcher)
Lineage: Eukaryota; Metazoa; Chordata; Aves; Passeriformes; Tyrannidae
Gene: TBC1D16
Product: TBC1 domain family member 16
Exons: 12
Coding region: 102-2432 (776 amino acids)
Biological process (GO): activation of GTPase activity
Cellular component (GO): early endosome
Molecular function (GO): GTPase activator activity
Source: RefSeq, a predicted model, not a curated record
CCGGGCCGGGCAGCGCCGGGAGCUCCCCGGGUUCGUCUGUGCCGAUCUCCUGAAUUGGCUGCUGACUAGAGCUGACAGAUAAUGGAAACAUUUCCUUGGCGAUGUCUCUGGGGCGACUCCUCCGACGUGCCUCGUCCAAAGCCUCCGACCUCCUGACCCUGAAUCCCGGUGACGGUGGCAGCUCAUCUUCUGUGCUUGAUGGGGAGAUUAUCUACUCCAAGAACAAUGUCUGUGUCCACCCCCCUGAGCUGCUCCAAGGCAUCGGGGAGCACCAUCCAGGCUACCUGUGCUUGUACAUGGAGAAGGAUGAGCUCCUGGGGACCACGCUGAUCCUGGCCUGGGUGCCCAACUCCCGCAUCCAGAGGCAGGAUGAGGAAGCCCUGCGCUACAUCACCCCCGAGAGCUCCCCUGUGCGCAAAGCCGCGCGGAAACGCGGCCGCCACGCUCAGGGCCUCGGCCUUGCCUUGCCCCCCGAGCACAGGGGGGCCCUGAUCCUCAGGGGAGACGAGAUCCUGGCCGUGCCACAGCCUGCCAGAGAUGGGCCCCAUGCCAGUCCCCCGUCCUCAGAGGGGGAGAGGCUGUCCCAGGGCUGCGCCCGCCGGUCCCCUCAGCCCCCCCGCAGCGACUCAGGGAUCCUGUGCACGGGCGGCUCCCAGGAGGAGCAGAACAGGUCGGAGCUGUCGGUGGAGGGCACGGAGGAGGGGCUGGACUGCCGUGAGGACGAGGGCUCCUUGGAGCUGUCUGCUGAUGAUGUGAGCAGGGACAGCACUUUUGACUCUGAUUCCGAUGCCUUCUCCUCCCCCUUCUGCCUCUCUCCCAUCAGUGAAGCCCUUGGGAAAAGCAGCAGUUCCGUGUUUCUGGACAGUGAAAGCAGGGACACGUGUGACAAUCGCAUGACCUGCUCCACCAGCUCUGCCUCCAGCCUCGACACCAGUGCCCAGUUCCAGGAGAACAAUGGGCAGACACAGAGCACCAGAUGGGAUGAACAGCAGAAGGUAUUUGCCCUCGAGCAGGUCUGUGGUGUCUUCAGAGUGGACCUGGGACAAAUGAGAUCCCUUCGUCUCUUCUUCAGUGAUGAGGCGUGCACCUGUGGACAGCUGGUGGUUGCAAGCAGGGAGAGCCAGUACAAGAUCUUCCAUUUUCACCACGGUGGCCUGGAUAAACUGUCCGAGGUGUUUCAGCAGUGGAAGUACUGCACAGAGACCCAUCUCAAGGACCAGCAGCUUGCUGAUGAGAAAACCUGCAUGCAGUUCUCCAUCCGCCGUCCCAAGCUGCCCUCCUCGGAAACCCACCCGGAGGAGAACACGUACCGGCGCCUCGACGUGUCUGCCUGGCUCCAUCACCUGAAUGAAUCUGGACAGGUGGAAGAGGAGUACAAGCUGCAGAAGGCCAUUUUCUUUGGUGGGAUUGAUAUUUCCAUCCGUGGGGAGGUGUGGCCCUUUCUGCUGCACUACUACAGCUACGAGUCCACUUCUGAAGAGAGGGAGGCACUGAGGCUGCAGAAGAGGAAGGAAUACUUUGAGAUCCAGGAGAAAAGGCUGUCCAUGACUCCGGAUGAACAGAAGGAUUUCUGGCGUCAAGUGCAGUUCACGGUGGACAAGGACGUGGUGAGGACUGACCGCAGCAACCAGUUCUUCCGAGGGGAGGACAACCCCAACGUGGAGACGAUGAGGAGGAUCUUGCUGAACUAUGCAGUAUUUAACCCAGCCAUUGGAUACUCCCAGGGCAUGUCUGACCUGGUUGCUCCACUCCUGGCAGAGAUCCUGGAUGAGUCGGAUACUUUCUGGUGCUUUGUGGGAUUGAUGCAGAACACGAUCUUCAUCAGCUCCCCCCGGGAUGAGGACAUGGAGAAGCAGCUGAUGUACCUGCGCGAGCUGCUGCGGCUCAUGCACCCCCGCUUCCACCAGCACCUGUCUGCCCUGGGGGAGGAUGGCCUGCAGAUGCUCUUCUGUCACCGCUGGAUCCUCCUGUGUUUCAAACGGGAGUUCCCAGAGGCCGAGGCCCUGCGCAUGUGGGAGGCCUGCUGGGCUCACUACCAGACGGACUAUUUCCACCUCUUCAUCUGCGUGGCCAUCGUGGUGAUUUACGGGGAUGAUGUCAUUGAACAACAGCUGGCCACUGACCAGAUGCUGCUGCAUUUCAGCAACCUGGCCAUGCACAUGAAUGGGGAGCUCGUACUCAGGAAGGCCAGGAGUCUGCUCUAUCAGUUCCACCUGCUGCCCCGCAUCCCCUGCAGCCUGCACGACCUCUGCAAGCUGUGUGGGACAGGGAUGUGGGACAGCGGCUUCAUCCCCGCCGUGGAGUGCUCCGGCCAUCACCCCGAAUCCGAGAGCUGCCCGUACGGGGGGCUGGUGGAAGUGUCUUCUCCUAGACCGGGAAGUGAAGGCAAGAAAGGCCUGAAAACACGGGAUGUCUUUGCCUUCCGAAAAUAGCUGAGAGGAACAGGGUGUGACGGCGGAAGGGAAGGGCAGGAAGGAUGUGCAUAGGAAAAAAUGUUGAAGGCAAAAAUGGAGGAAUAGCUUGUCAAGAUUCCUGAGAAGACUGGAAGGUGGGAAAUGGAAGAGGAAUUAAAUCACUCUAUAAGGGAAGCAAGUUCCAGUGCAUGGAUGGUGGAACUUGAGCAAAAGGCAUCGACCCAGGAACUGUGCUGACACGUGUUUGCGUUUGGUUUUGUUAGAAACGAGCUUUUCUAGGUCUUAACGAGGACUUUUUAUUCUGCCUCUGGGACUGGACUGGUUAUCAACCAGAACUUUCUUAUUUGCUAAUGAGAAACGAGAACACUCAAGAGAGCCAAGUGCAGCUGGCAGUGCUGGUGGGGCCGGGCAGGAGCGGGGCAGGAGCUGGA